GUGUGGAAAGUGAAUGGGAGCGGGCGUUCGGUCGGCGAAAGGUGGGACACCUUCUGGAAGACAUUCAACCAGGAGCCCUUGGUCAGGAUGUUCAAGGAUAAGACGUCCAAAAAUUGCAAGUCGCGCUACGACAAGAUCGUUGACGACCAGAGCAAGAGCGAUGGUAAAGCCCUGCGGGACUCCGGAGCCGGUACUGCUGAGAGUGGCUCGGAGGACGACGUAGAGAAGAAUACCAAGGUCCAGCUGGUGAGGGGUCUAGAGCGAGGGUACGCACAUGGUUAGCCGUAAGUCCAAC
Messenger RNA from Ectocarpus sp. CCAP 1310/34, 295 nucleotides. The record is from the annotation of a GenBank genome assembly. Lineage: Eukaryota; Phaeophyceae; Ectocarpales; Ectocarpaceae.